Messenger RNA from Mollisia scopiformis, 621 nucleotides. RefSeq lists its product as uncharacterized. The record is from RefSeq and is a predicted model, not a curated record. The transcript has a single exon. Lineage: Eukaryota; Fungi; Ascomycota; Leotiomycetes; Helotiales; Mollisiaceae. The coding region runs from base 162 to 482 and encodes 106 amino acids.
GCUUGGUUGAGGCAAUCUCGGCGUCACCAUGAACUUGCCAUCGCGACACGCUCUGAUAUCCGGUAUGCCUUCUUCCUUACCAGACAAUUUCAAGCGGUAAUCUUGAGUGCGAAAUCUGCGCGCAGACAAAGUUCUCCUUGACCAAUCACGAGCUAGUUAAAAUGCUCUGGCAGCAAAUCGUGCCGUUGAUCUGCAUUUCCUUCUUCUGUGUCUUGGGCCUAGUCAUCCCGUUGGCUUCCUAUUCUCUCGCAGAUUACCUGUGUCGAAAGUACACAGAAGCGGGGCACGCUUCUUCCACCCUUGCUGGAUUAACCCCGCGUAUGUAUCAGCCGCAAGGAUGUUGGACUCAAAUUAGAAAUCCUGAAGGGGGGAAGUCUGACUACCGCGCGGGAGGCACAAUUGCUGGACGAAGUAUUGAUGGCGCAUCGCGACCCAGUGGAGCCGCGGUUGUUGCAAUGAUAUCAAAUCGGGACAGUCAAUAACGCAGCUAAAAAAUUACGUGGAUCACUUACCCUCUUUCCGCCUGCUAUGGUCGAUCUCACGUCCGUUCGCCUCGCGCUUCCCGAAGAAGAUAGAUGCAAAUUGCUCAAGGUCGAUUUGAUGAUUCCGUAAGCUGAGAAG